AUGGAUGGUGAUGGGAAUUUCGUUGGGUGGACACGCAUCUUGGCACAUUGGCACACACGACCUCGCGUAUCCCUUGUGGUCCCGGUCAUUGGAUCACCAUCAUACUUGACCUUGUUCCAGCAUCGAGCAGAGGGCCUCGGCCUUGCACUCGCUCCACCGUACCUUCCAGCCUCGCUCAGACGCGAGAUGGAACGCGCGACGCCAAGAGUCGAUGCAUUUAAAGGCAAAGAUGUCCUCGUCAUGAGUGGAGCCGACGACAUGCUCGUACCGUUUGAAGAGAGCGGGUCUAGAGAGUUUACGCAACGGCUGAAAGAUGCGGCGAUUUGCAGGACACUCGAGGUGUGGGUCCAACCCGAGACAGGACAUACGUGCUCGAUUGAGAUGAUAGAUCGCGCCAAAGAUUUCAUCUGGACAAACGGGAUCCAACCGCAUACACCGACACCUCCUGACUACAUUAACCAGUCCCCCCACCGCCUCGCCCUCCUUGGCUUUUUGAAGGCCUCGCCGGAACCGGAACCCGAGCCUCCUGAGUGCGUAAUUAAGAGUAUGUGGGCGGUACUGCGCGGUACGGUACGCUGGCCCGUGACAAUUCAACUAACCGAUGACGCUCAUGACAACGUGGCUACCACGAGUUCAUCACCCUCCCCUCCCUGCCCCCUGGAUCAUAUAAUAGGAGACCGGCUGGGAAGUGGAGUGGACCACGAGGUCUAG
This is a messenger RNA of Rhizoctonia solani, 711 nucleotides long. RefSeq names its product alpha/beta hydrolase family protein. The transcript has 4 exons. The record is from RefSeq and is a predicted model, not a curated record. The coding region runs from base 1 to 711 and encodes 236 amino acids. NCBI's taxonomy places the organism in Eukaryota, Fungi, Basidiomycota, Agaricomycetes, Cantharellales, Ceratobasidiaceae.